Messenger RNA from Bombina bombina (fire-bellied toad), 1238 nucleotides. RefSeq names its product RD3 like (gene RD3L). The transcript is spliced from 3 exons. Lineage: Eukaryota; Metazoa; Chordata; Amphibia; Anura; Bombinatoridae. Bases 63 to 731 code for a protein of 222 amino acids. The record is from RefSeq and is a predicted model, not a curated record.
CUUUAAUUCACACUAUCGUCAGUGACCAUGAAUAGAACAGUGGUUCUUUCUACUUAUCAUAAAUGGGACAAUGUCAAUCCUGGAUCAUUUUAGAAACCAUCAACAACAAAUUAAUGUUCUCAAAGCUGAAGAUGCCAUUCUUUGGGUGGAUGAAGUGGUCAAGACAAGACUCUGAUAAAUCUCCACAAUACUCAAGUACAGAAGUUGUAACCAAAACAUUAUUAAGGGAAUUACAAUGGCACUUAGGAGAGCGGGAAAGAUUACUAUAUGAGAUUGAAAAUGAACAGAAGGUCCAAAAACCUGGAGUGGAUUACAACUGGCUAAAGAAUGACUACAACAGUUUGAAACCAAGCAUUCCUGUUACUGAGCAGAAGCAACUUGAGGUCCUGUGCGCUCAAAUUCAACCAUGCCAUACAGGAACAGUCCUCAGCAGAUUUCGUGAAGUUCUGGCAGAAAAUGAUGUGCUACCCUGGGAAAUUGUAUAUAUAUUUAAACAAGUUUUAAAGGAAUUUCUGAGCUCAAUCGAGAAAGAAAAACAACAAGUGAAGCUCAUGGACAUGUGGAAUUCCAACUGUUCUCUCAAUUUCACACAACCUGAUGAAAGCCAAUCACAUUCAGAAAAAGAUGAGAUACCAACCGUUUCCAGUUAUGUGGAUAAAAAUACACAAUGUUUAUUCCCAACCUUUUCACACCGAAUAUGGAAUCUCCCUUAUUAUCAUCCGCCCAGCUAAGAACAAGUUCUUGAUCGUAUGAAACAUUAAAAAUCAUUUAAACAAAUAUAUAAAAAAAAAAAAAAGAAAAAAAAAACACCAUUUCAUAAAAUACAAAUCUUUAGUGUAGAGUAUAAAUGUAGUCCUUUGUUUUUUCAUGUCAUGGAAUUAAGUUUUUUUAUUCUACUAGCAAUUUAGAAUACAAUUAACAUAUUUUAUGUACAAUUUUGUAGAGAUUUAAACUAAGCUGUACCUUAAUGAGGAUUAUCUACAGCAUAUAUUAUAUAUAUAUAUAUAUACACACACAUACAUAUACACAUACAUUCAUACACACACACUGUAUAUAUAAUUAAAAUCAAACAACCUAUUUUAAACUUAAUUUUAGAGGUUUAACCUAUUUUUAUAUAGAAUCUUGAAAUGUAUCCUAUGUUUGGUCUGGCGUAUAGUAUGUUUUGUACCUAUGUUGUGGUAUAUGUAUUUUAUCUUGAUUUACAAGAUUACUAAACAGUUUUUUGUUUUAAAAUACAA